Molecule: messenger RNA, 783 nt
Organism: Mytilinidion resinicola
Lineage: Eukaryota; Fungi; Ascomycota; Dothideomycetes; Mytilinidiales; Mytilinidiaceae
Exons: 3
Source: RefSeq, a predicted model, not a curated record
UUCGGCCAUCCCACUACUCCAUGGGAGCGGAAUAUCAGCACCGGCCCAGCCGGAUUCAAUCGAAUGCCAUGGCUGGCCGUCUUGUCAUUUACGGAGGACGAACUUAUUCUAGACAGUGCCUCUUGUGAGAAAGCACAUCUCAGCCAAGUACUCCCGUCAAGGUACGGCGUAGUAACGAUGACCGCCAAGGAACUUUUCGACGCACCGUCGGUUGCAUCACCGCUGAAUCAACAGAACUCGGUUCGAAACUACGAAGAUAACGACCCCGUUGACGUUUUGUUGCUCAAGCCGAGCGUCUUCCAGCAACUCUUCUCUGGUGUAGACGAGAAAGGAGAUUCAAAGUGGACCGGGACCGCAGACAUCGCUCGUUUUGCGAUGAUGGCACACGUACGCGAGACUCAUGGCGGCUUCAUGGCUAGUACCGAUGCCAGCAUUCCACAGCCGCAGUUUUCAGUUGUAGGAUUGGGAGGGAACGUUCAGCCAUUGAGAAUUCCGGAUAAGCAGCUUGAGACUCUAAGAGGUGAUGCGGCAAAACCAAACGAAAUGUGGCUCUUCGAAAUGCUUCAUGCAGGCUAUAGUCUAAAACCCCAUACUCUUAAGACCGGGGAAUCUUCUACUGCUUUAUUCCGAGGACCAUUCUUUCCUCCGCUUGCCAAUGGGCCUAAUACCGGCACGAUUCUCCAGGUACCAAGGUGGGGCUUCUUGUUGCGCAGUACUGCUGUAACAGCAUUUUCUGAUAUGAGAGUCGAUGCCAAACGGAGCAAUGGCAUCAAGGAGGUGCUG